Molecule: messenger RNA, 387 nt
Organism: Prunus armeniaca (apricot)
Lineage: Eukaryota; Viridiplantae; Streptophyta; Magnoliopsida; Rosales; Rosaceae
Source: the annotation of a GenBank genome assembly
AUGCUCGCAGGCGACAAGCCUCAUCUCCAUUGCAGACAAGCUGCUCCACGAAGCACGAACUCAAUGGAGUAUUUUUCGAGCAUUGUGUCCCUGACAUACGCUCGCAGGCGACAAGCCUCAUCUCCAUUGCAGACAAGCUGCUACACGAAGCACGAACUCAAUGGAGUCUUUUUCGAGCAUUGUGUCCCUGACAUACGCUCGCAGGCGACAAGCCUCAUCUCCAUUGCAGACAGGCUGUUUCACGAAGCACAAACUCAAUGGAGUCUUUUUUCGAGCAUUGUGUCCCUGACAUACGCUCGCAGGCGACAAGCCUCAUCUCCAUUGCAGACAGGCUGUUUCACGAAGCACAAACUUAAUGGAAUCUUUUUUCGAGCAUUGUGUCCUUGA